AUGUUAUUACAUGCAAGGAGGCUCUUACAACAGUUUGCUGUUGAUGUCUAUGUAAAAAUUGAAACAUCUAGGCUUGACUUCCAUAGGAAAAAACAAAAUGACGUCAGGACAGAAAUCUUACAGGGUAUUAUGGAUAGUAUAUCUGGGGGACAGCGACAAGGAAGUCAGAUUGGUCGAAGAGUGUAUCUUCCAGCUUCGUUUAUUGGAGGUCCAAGGGACAUGCGACGUCGUUACAUAGAUGCUAUGGCUUUAGUUCAAAAAUAUGGCAGACCAGAUAUUUUUAUUACUAUGACUUGUAAUACUAACUGGAAGGAGAUUCAGGAAAAUCUAAAGUAUGGAGAAAAUGAUCAGGAUAGGCCUGAUUUGUUUCAGAAGAGAGGUCUACCUCAUGCUCACUUGCUGCUGAUUCUGAAGCCUGAAUAUAAGCCGUUGAAUCCUGAAGCUUAUGAUAAAAUUGUUUCUGCUGAAAUUCCGGAUCCUGAUCAGCAGAGAUACCUGUAUUCACUUGUCAUCAAACACAUGAUGCAUGGUCCUUGUGGACAUCUGAACAAAGAUAAUGUUUGCAUGAGAAAUGGAACGUGCAGAAAUCAUUAUCCCAAGGAUUUCAGUGAAUACACUAUCCAUCCAGAGGAUAGCUAUCCACAUUACAGAAGAAGGCAAAAUGGUCGCGUUGUAAGAGUACGAAAUAAAGCCCUUGACAACCGUUGGGUUGUGCCGUACAAUCCUUACCUUCUUGCACUAUUUGACUGCCAUAUGAACGUUGAGAUUUGUUCAACGGUCAAGUUAGUCAAAUAUUUAUACAAAUACGUCUACAAAGGGCACGACCGUGUUAGCUUUCGUAUAAAUAGUGGUGGUGCUGCUGAAAACGUUGAUGAGAUCAAUGACUUCCAGUCUGGGAGGUGGGUCGCAGCUGCAGAAGCCUUUUGGUGUAUAUAUAGGUUUUCUUUGAAUGAAAUGACCCCUUCUGUUUACGCUGUUCAGGUGCAUCUUCCAGGCCAUCAGAUGAUUUCGUUUCAUAUGCAUUCAGAUCUUGCUGAUCUUUUGAAUCGUGCUGAUUUUAGCAAGACAAUGCUCACACAAUUCUUUCACAUGAAUAAGACCGAUAAGAUAGCUCAAAACCUCAAUUGCCUUUAUCGUGACUUCCCUGAGUUUUUUGUCUGGAAGCCUAAAACAAAAACCUGGACUCGGAGGAAACGAAGGACGGUGAUUGGCAGAUUGGUAACUGUUAGCCCAACUGAGGGAGAACGUUAUUAUCUCCGAUUACUUCUAUCUCAUGUCCAUGCUCCAAUGUCAUUUGAGCAUCUAUUAACUGUCAAUGGUAAGAUUGCCCUAUCAUAUAGAGAAGUUGCCUUCGAAAUGGGCUUGCUCCAAUCUGAUACAUACAUAGAGGAUGCUCUUACUGAUACAGCAACAUUUCAAAUGCCAUCCUCGCUUAGAACUCUGUUUGCGGUUCUCUUAAUCUAUUGCUCCCCCAGCAAUCCAAGGCUUCUUUGGGAAAAAUUCGAGGGUGAGCUUUCCCAGGAUUUAAGAAGAAACUCACAUUUUGACUGA
Messenger RNA from Coffea eugenioides, 1551 nucleotides. RefSeq lists its product as uncharacterized. The coding region runs from base 1 to 1551 and encodes 516 amino acids. The transcript has 2 exons. Lineage: Eukaryota; Viridiplantae; Streptophyta; Magnoliopsida; Gentianales; Rubiaceae. The record is from RefSeq and is a predicted model, not a curated record.